GCCCUCUCUCUCUCACUCCCACACCGACAGCAUGGAUGACAUCAAGGACUCGGUCGCUCCUUUGAACGACUUUUACCGCAACUCGCGCAUGUUCUUGAACAAGUGCGACAAGCCCAACACCAAGGAGUUCAUGAAGAUUGCUUCCGCGACCCUCGUUGGCUUUGCCAUCAUGGGCAUCAUCGGCUACGCCGUGAAGCUCAUCCACAUUCCCAUCAACAACAUUCUGGUGUCAUAAGGUGCCUCGAGCUCCUGCACCCUUGUCCUGUUUGUGUUUGAUGCGGUGGUCUGAAGGCAUGUCAGUCUUGUGUGAUGGCAAGCAUUGGCAAGGAGAGGCCCAUGACGCGCUGCAGCCACGCAAUACAUCGUGCUUGACUCUACCUCGUUCGGGGUGGUGCCUGCCUCAUGUCUAGGCCUGACAUCUCAGUCAGGUCUUGCCUUGCCACGCCCUUUUGGUGUGCAGGGUUUUGUUGCUCGUGGUUUGUAGUCAGUCUUGUCGGUCUUGUUGCGAUGCAUGUCCGUAUUGUAGCUGGUACAUCGGCCUGCCCAUGUCCCUGAUUUCGUGCACAAUUCUACGUUGGGCCUCAUGUUGCCCACGCAGGUCUUGUUGUUGUUUUCCUGCCUCUGAUGUUCUUUCCCCAAACUCUGGUGUUGCUUCCUUUUUUUUUCCACUCGGCGGCUCCCCUCAGCCCGCGGCUGUUUGGGCGUGAUCGCAUUAACAUCCCCUCCCUUUCGUUUCAAAAAUUUAAGAAGAAGAAUC
Molecule: messenger RNA, 757 nt
Organism: Monosiga brevicollis MX1
Lineage: Eukaryota; Choanoflagellata; Craspedida; Salpingoecidae
Exons: 4
Coding region: 32-235 (67 amino acids)
Biological process (GO): protein targeting; post-translational protein targeting to membrane, translocation
Cellular component (GO): Ssh1 translocon complex; membrane
Molecular function (GO): transmembrane protein transporter activity
Source: RefSeq, a predicted model, not a curated record